CUGUUCAGACAUAGGCACCGUAUAACGUUCAACGGAUCCGUCAUUACUGGAUGCGAUGUGUGAACAGAAAACUCGCAGUAUACCGCCGCUAUUCUACAAGGAUGGACGCUGUCGUGUUGUAUUGGUACUAUCGUCGGAGAAGGAAGAUUCGACGUUAUUGGCAGCAUCCACUUAUGGCCCAAAGAUCUACAGAGGGUGCUUACAGUUUACUUAUGAGUCAGUUACGAGGUGAUGAAUCGAAAUUUUUCAAUUACUUUCGUAUGUCAAUGUCUACUUUUGAUGAACUUCUUAAACUAUUGGAAAAGGAUUUAAAAAAGCAAGAUACUCGUUGGAGGAAAAGUAUCUGCCUAGAAGAAAAACUAGCGAUAUUUUUAAGUCACACUAUCAUCUUCGUUUGUAGGUUCAUUCGAUGUCGUGGCGUCAUCUUCGGUGUGUUCUUCAGUUUGUUUAGCAGAGACGCUUUCGUAUGCAGCAUCCGGGUGUUCAUUUAAAGAUCUUCAUUACACCUAUCGCGUUAGUGUAUCGACUGUUAGCAACAUUAUUAAAGAAGUUUCAAGAUGCAUAUGGAAAAUUUAUGCGACUUCCUACAUCAGUCGACGAAUGGGAACAGAUAGCAAGUGGAUUUAACAAAAAAGCUAAUUUUCCCCACUGUCUCGGAGCUGUCGACGGAAAACAUAUCCGACUUAAAAAACCACUAAAUAGCGGUUCACUGUAUAUCAAUUACAAGGAUUUUUUUCCAUCAUAUUAUUAGCGAUCGUAGACUCCGACUAUCGCUCUGUAUACGUCAUUGUCGGAUCUUAUGGAAAAGAAUGCGAUUCAUCAAUAUUCAAGGAGACAACAUUUUGGAAAAUGAUGCUAGACGGCAGUCUUCAAAUACCUGCACCAUGCCCAUUAACAAGAGACUCAGAAACACUGAGUUCCUUAUGUGGUCAUUGGAGACAAUGGUUCCAGAUUACACGAAAAUUUACUAAGGCCGUUUGGCGGGGCGCAUCUGGACAAAAAUAAGCGAAUAUUCAACUAUCGUUUGACUAGAGCUAGGAGAUACGUUGAAUGUGCCUUCGGUAUCUUAGCUAAUAAGUGGAGAAUAUUCCAUCGGCCUCUAGACAUCGAUAAAACAACAGCUGUAUGGACUGUUAAGGCAUGUACUAUUACUACUACACAACUUUAUAAGGGACAAAGAGGGCUCAAACAGUGAUAUUAACGUAUCUCAAGAAUUUAGUUACGAAAACUUACCCCAUGAAGUAAGAACACGAGGUGGUAAUACUGCCAAUUUAAGUCGAACAGAAUUCGUGAACUAUUUCAUGUCCGAAGCUGGAUCAGUUCCAUGACAGGAUGAAGCUAUUUAGAAU
This is a messenger RNA of Acanthoscelides obtectus, 1349 nucleotides long. Lineage: Eukaryota; Metazoa; Arthropoda; Insecta; Coleoptera; Chrysomelidae. The record is from the annotation of a GenBank genome assembly.